AUGGCGGCGGCCACCGUGGCUCGGCUAGGACUCCGGGCAGUCAAGGAGGUUCGGGUUCAGUUCUGCCCCUUCGAGAACCUUGGUCUAUGAGGAGACGGACAUCGCCUGAUUAUGCGCGGCGCCCACCUCACCGCCCAAGAAAUGCUCACUGCCUUCACCUCCCACAUCCUGGCCCGGAGCGCAGCGGGGAGCGGGGACAACCCUGGCAUUGAUGCGGGCUGCUGA
This is a messenger RNA of Eptesicus fuscus (big brown bat), 225 nucleotides long. Its product is annotated as 39S ribosomal protein L53, mitochondrial-like. The record is from RefSeq and is a predicted model, not a curated record. NCBI's taxonomy places the organism in Eukaryota, Metazoa, Chordata, Mammalia, Chiroptera, Vespertilionidae.